ACAAGUGGAUGCGUCUCAAAGGUGAAAUUCUUGUUGAUAAUAAAGUUUAAUGAAAAGAAUGGAUUGAUAACAACAUGGCAACACUCGCUAUUCAAAAUAUUAUUAAAGAGGUUGAAAAAGUACCGUCGGAAAACGGUACAGUUGAUAAUUGCUCUAAAACUAAUAAUGAAACACUUGUUGCUAUGUCUUCUGAAAAUGUUGAGGCUUCUGUUAUAAAAUUUUCGUCCGAUGACAGUGGUAUUUUAUGUAAAAAUGAUAGCCAAACUUCAAGUUCAAUUAGUAUCAAAAGUGUAGAGUUAAAUGAUGGGGAAAGUAAAGAAUCUCAGAAAACAACUAUGGACAAAUGUUCUCAAAAUACUGAAACCAACAAUUGUUCAUUAAAAUCUAGUCAAACGUCUUCAAAUAAGGAUGAUCAUUUAAGUGUUGCAAAUAUCAGUUCAAGUUGUACAUCAAGAAGCCAAAGCGUCAAUAAUGAUGAUGAAAAUUCAUGUUCAUUUGUAGAAUCCACAUCUACUGUGCAAAUAAGCCAACGUCCUGUGAACGAAUCAGAAGAUGAGAGCAAUCAUGCAUCCAGUUCCAGAUGCUUUAGCAAAAACAGUUCUCCACAAAAAAACAGCCAAAACACAAUAUCUUCCAAAAGCAGCCAGAGCCCUUGUUCUAAUUUUACAGAAAAUAGCAAUUCUUGUUCUUCUAUAAGAAGAUCAGUUUCAAGAUCUCCUGCUAAAACAAGUCAGUCUGUAAGUUAUAAAUCAGAUGAUGAUGCCUCAAGGUCUAGUUUCAGAUCAUCCAAAAAAAGUACACAAGAAAAAUGCAGCCAAAGUGUUACUAGCGAUAUGACAGAAGAUAAUAAUUCUUGUUCAUCUAUAAAAAGUUCAAGUUCUAGAUCAACGAUUAAAAAUAGUCAACCUAUAUCCGACGAACAUGAUAAUGAGCCCAUUUCAAGAUCUAGUUUUACCUCAACUAAUAAUAAAAACACCCCAGAAAAGACUAGCGAUGAAAAGGGCAAUAAGAAAAAAAAAUAUUUUAAUAUUAUUGACUCUGAUUUUGAAGAUGAAAAUACCACAUUGGAAAAUUUGAAAGCUGAUAAUGAUAAUAAUCAACCUCAACAAAAAGUUAAUAUUUCAAAAAAGAAAAAUAAUAGGAAACUAAUUGAUAGUGAUUCUGAUGAAGAAAUAAUUUCAGUCAAUAAAACUUUAAAAAAUAAUGAUGAUGACAGUGAUAGUAGCAGUAAAAAAAAAGAGUCCAAUAUACCUAAAAAACCAAGCAAAAUCAGCUCCAUUAUUGACUCUGAAUCUGAAAGUGAUGGGGAGUCUAGAAACUACAAUGGGAAUGAAAAUUCAAAAAUUAUACAGAAAAAUAACAAAUUAAGUCUCCUAGUAGAUUCAGAUUCUGAAAGUGACAGAGACCAAACUUCAGAGCAUAUACAUAAAAAUUAUUCUGACAAUGAGGAUGAUAGUGAAAAACUUACAAAGGGGAAGAUAAAAUUGGCAAAAAAGAGGACUGGCUCUGCUCGAGCUUCAAAAGACUUAGCAAUGCAUCAAAUCCAUAGUGAAACUCAAAGAUUAAUCCGAGAGUCACAAGUAUCAUUACCAUAUCACAGACCCAAACAACGAACUUUAGAAGAAUUUUUGAACAGAAAGAAAACCUCAACAAACUUACCAAAAAAUGUUACAAAUGCUGAAAGGAUUAAAAUGUUCCCUGAAUUAAUAAGCAAAGUUGUUAAAGAAAAAGAAAAGGAAGCUGAAGAUUUUUACCAAUCAUCAGAUUCCGAGGAAGAUGAUAAAAAUGAUACAACAAUGGAAGUAGACCAGAUUGAUGAUGACAAUAAGAUUGAAAAAAACAUUCAGGAUAAUGAAGAUCCUGAUUCAAUUAAGAUUUUUUUUACUCAGAAAUUGACACAAGAUGAUAUACAAGAGUCUCACAAUAAAAAGGAAAUAUUACUACAAAGAACUGUAGAUUUUGGAGCUACAAGAAAAUUAUUUGUGGAUGAUGCUAUAGAAGCAUCUGCAAAAGCUCAAAUAGUUGAAGAAAAUUUGACUAUAGUUGAAUCUGCAAUCAAAAAUAAAGACUUAAGUGUUUCUAGGAAGUUGUUUUCGGAUGAUACAGAAAAUAUGGAUGUUAAUGAAGAUACAAACAAUCAGAAUGUAUCAAUAUUAGAGAAAAAAAAUGAAAAAGAGGGAAAAAAUAGCAAUGAAAACAUUAAUUCAUAUAAAAAAAUCACUGAGCUUGAGAACAGCAGCGAAGACAUUGAACUAAAUAUGUCAGAAACUGAACAUGAAUUCAGUGAGUGUGUAAAAUCUGAUGAAUCUAAUAAAAAUAAGGAGAAAGAUGUAGAAUCUGAAAUGACAACAGAGGCAUCAUUAAUAAGCCUAAAAGAAAAGUCAACAACAAAUGAAAUAUUCACAGUAAAUGAAAUUGAUCAAAAUAAAAAAACUUGCAACGAUAAUAAAGAAAACGUUAAAAAUAUGGAAGAUCCAAUUUUUAAAUUAACGGAUGGUAUUAAAGGCGAUGAUGAAAUAAUUGAUCCAAAAAUGCUAAGUUCUAAAUUUUUCCGCGCUCCAGAUUUCGACAAAUCAGUAGAAGAAGAAACUAAGACCUAUAAAGAACUUAGCAUUAAAGAAAAAAUAUUAUCGAGUGCGUCAAAAUUGAAGCCUAUGAUUAAAAGUUCUCCAGGCUGCAUGAUCGAUUUGACAAAUUCUGGUCCAAUCAAGGAAGGAGCUUCAAAAUUGUUAAAUAGAUUUUUAACUCGACAUACACCAACGCACAAAGCUACCGUAGAGAAAGUUGCAGAAGUGAAAAUUAUGCGAAUGGAAGGAGUUGGAGAUGAAAUAAAAAUUAUCGAAGAAAUUUUGCCAUUCAAAAAGACUGUUCUUGAAGACGAUAAAAGAGAGAGGCAACCUGGAGAUCGAUUAAAACUAAAAAAAGAUUUGAUGCUUCAAAUUGCUUCAGCCAGAGAGAAAGAAUGGAAACAUAAAGAAGAGGCUAAAUAUGAAGAAGAGGAGGAGGAAUUCAAAUGUAGGGGUGAUGAUUUUUACGAAGGUCUGCCCGAUGAAGAGGAGCUAUUGGAAGACGAAGAAAGUGGAGAAAGUGAGCCAGAAGAGGAUGAUAUGCCUAUUAUUGAAAAACCUAGACGCAAGUGUGAGUUUGGCGAUGAGGAGGCUGAAGAAAGCGAUGUAGAUGCCGAUGAGAAGGCUGAAGAAAGUGAUGUAGAUGCCGAUGAGGAAAAUGAAGUCAAUGAAGAGAAUGAUAUUGAAGAGGAAGAGAAUAGUGAAUCAGUUGAGGAAGAGUCAGAAUCGGAGAAAGAAGAAUCUCAACCUUCUCAGAACCCAAAAAGACUGAGAAGAAUAAUCAGUGCAUUUGAUGAUGAUGAUUCAAGUCAAUCAGAAUCUAAUUCGAAUCAUAAUACAAACCAUAAAACAUUUCUUGAGCGGGCGAAAACAGAUGAAGAUAUGUUCGCCUCGCAGGCCAGCAGUGAUUAUCCAAAUGCAGAUAUCGAAGUGGAGACUAUACCACCUUUUCAAUUUCGUGAAAGAUGUGAUUCUGACUCCCGAAGUCAAGUUUGCAAAACACCCCUUCCAAAGUCAAAUAAUAUUCUCAGUAUGAUUUCACCUGUGGCCCAGCUUACAGCACUCAAUACUUCGCUCGAAUCUGCAAAAAAAUCAGCUUCAAGGACAAACAAUUUUGACCUCAGUCAAAUCUCUUCGCAAAAUACUCCUACGGAUAACGGCAGUAGAAUACAAAGUAACUGUAACAUGGAGAAAAUGGUUAGUCUACAAAAAAAGUUAUUUGAAGAUCCUCCCGAUUCUGUCAACGAAUAUGAGCUACUCGCAAUUUGCUCAGGUAAAUUCACGGAUACUCAAAGUUCAGGAGCACCUGCUAUUAGCACAGAAAAUGGUGUCACUGAUUCGCAGUUAAUGGAGAUCUGUUCUGGGGCAUUUGAUACUCCAGCAUUUGAGUCGAAGAAACCGGAUGACACUGUAUUGAUUGGUGAUGAGACAUCUCAAGACAUAACUUUAGCAAUAGAGGACGACGAAGAAUCUAAAACUAGCCCAUCAAAGCGAUCAUCAUCUUUGAAACGCAGUGACGAGUCGAUGUUUAGCAGUGACUCUAGCAAAACGUCAAAGUCUUCUUCCAUUGAUAAAAAUACCUUCAAAAAUCCAAUGGAUGCUUGGUUGAAAAAAGCAGAUGCCAAGCCAACGCAACUUCAAACUCAACAUAAAGAAAAGGAAGUGACAGAUUCCCAACUGAUGGACCUAUGUUCUGGUGACUUUACUUCGCAACCGAUUGACAUGAAAAAAUUGGAAGAAAAUGUUGAGUCGAUGAACCAUGACGAAGUGUCGCAAAAUUUCAAGCUUACAGUCGAUGAUAACUCUAGCAGUUUUCUCAAAGAGAUCAUGGUAGACACAAAAGAACAAGAAGCGGCGUCCUUAAAUACGAAAAUCGGAAUGGAGCAAUCAAAGCUUCCGCAAGCAGGAAUGAGGAUAGCUUCGUCGUCUGAAGACGAAGAUAGCAAUAAAGCAAAGGAGAAAGAGUCGAAGAAAAAAGUAUUCAAAAAAAGGAAAGUAGCGAAGCUUCAACUAUCAGACGAUGAAAACGACGAUCUAAAAGAAUUCUCCGAUUACGAAGGAAGCGACAUUAAGGAGUACGACGAGGAGAAAUUUGUAGACUAUGAUUCCGAAGAAAAUGAAGUGAUUGUCGUGCCUAAAAAAGAGAUAAAGAAAGUGGCGAAGAAGUUCCUUGAAAACGAAGCCGAACUGAGUGAGAGUGAUUGGGAUUCAGCUGAUGAGGAUGAGCGAGGCUUGGAUAAGCUUGAAUACGAAGAAGGCGAUGCUGAAGAUAUCGACGAAGAAAAAAUGAAAAAUGAAUUAGAUCGCAUUCACAUGAAACAAGUAAUGGACGAGGAUCAAAGAAAUGUGAGAAUGCUCCAAGAGCUCUUGUUCGAUGAUGGAGAUUUGCAUUCCGAUGGCGCUGGUCGUGAAAGGAAGUUCAAAUGGAAAAAUAUUGAUAAUAUAGGUACAAGUGAUUUUGAACCUAAUAAUGCUGAUGAUCCUCAAGUAAUUGAUGAUGAAGUUGACGCUGCUGCUGAAAUUCAAAUGCGAAAAAUGAGAUACGAAAAACUGAAAUUCCAGGAGGAAAAACAACAGAAUAUUUGUAAAGUUUUGGAUGAUGAUUUUGGUGAAAGUUCACUGUCUAAAUCUGGCGUUAAAAUUGUUAGUAUACGUGCAAAUAAAGCGUCGUUUGGAGAAAACAAAAUGAAUAAAGCCAAUUCAGUCGAUAAUUCUAGCAAUACUGUUACAAAAAAUAUAAUGAAAUUCACAAAAAAAUCGGCGGCGACUAGUUUUCCUUUUUCCAAUAUGCGUGGUUCUUUCUUAGCAAGAGGGGAAGAAACAUUAGUGAGGAUAGCACAAAAUUUACCUGAAAAUGAAAAAGUUACAGUAGGCUCUUUACGCCGUAAAAAGUUCGUUUUUGAACACUUGAGCCCUUCUGUAUCGGAUGCACCAAAAGACGACUCGGAGCAGGAAAAUGAUAAUACACCAGCCAAAGAUAAAAAAGGAAACGCUCGUAAACGGAAAAUAUUUUCAAGUCAAACGCCAAGAAGUACAAAAAAAGUGAAGGUCGACGACCGGGCACCUGGAAAAAAACUGUUUUAGUCUAAGAUAAAUGUUUUAUGUGAACAAAUAUUUGUAAAUAAUCGUUAGAAUGUAGAAUUUUUAAUUUCGUAAGGCACCGUGUGCAAAUAGAUGGAAAAUACUUGUAAUGAAAUGUUAAGACGUCAGAAUAUUUUUUAUAAAGGUUGAGUGUAACAGAAAAAAAUAGCUAGGAAAUAAUAGUUUUUCGACAAAUGAAUUCCUGAGGAAGGAAAAAUAAA
Messenger RNA from Phymastichus coffea, 5869 nucleotides. Its product is annotated as claspin. Gene Ontology annotation, molecular function: anaphase-promoting complex binding. NCBI's taxonomy places the organism in Eukaryota, Metazoa, Arthropoda, Insecta, Hymenoptera, Eulophidae. Gene Ontology annotation, biological process: activation of protein kinase activity; mitotic DNA replication checkpoint signaling; mitotic G2 DNA damage checkpoint signaling. The record is from RefSeq and is a predicted model, not a curated record. Bases 75 to 5651 code for a protein of 1858 amino acids. The transcript is spliced from 12 exons.